Molecule: messenger RNA, 1624 nt
Organism: Xenopus laevis (African clawed frog)
Lineage: Eukaryota; Metazoa; Chordata; Amphibia; Anura; Pipidae
Product: chemokine-like receptor 1
Exons: 3
Coding region: 135-1241 (368 amino acids)
Source: RefSeq, a predicted model, not a curated record
CUUGGGAGGAGGGACCCCUCCCACCUGAGAGUGAGAGCAGAAGCUGCACAGCACAAGGAAGGGUUUUGUAACAAAUUGAUGUUUAAGGACACUGUAACACAAGCUUAUAAGGAUUUAAUAAACAAGACUAAAAGAUGGAUGUCGAAAACGUGGAUUUGAUGGACGAGCUGGAGAACUUUAUCAAUGCUUCUACCAACACCAGCAGUCCGACAGUGAUCCAGUAUGCCAGUUUCAUUGUGUAUGUGCUGACCUGUAUCAUUGGGUUAAUAGGCAACGCUGGGGUGAUCCUAAUUUCAGCAGUCAUCAUGCAACAACAGAAAUGCAAAAUCUGGUUUUUGAACCUAGCUGUAGCAGACUUCCUUUUUCUGCUGAUCUUGCCUCUCUAUGCAGCUUCUGUGUUAAAGCAAGACUGGCUCUACGGAUCACUCAUAUGUAAACUGUAUCAUUUUAUGUCAACUUGCAAUAUGUACAGCAGUAUAUUUAUUAUAACAGCUCUAAAUAUUGACCGUGUUUUGUCUGUGGCAAAACCGAUAUGGCACCUUAAAGUUUUCUCCAGACGUGUCAGCCACUUGACCUGUGCUGUGAUUUGGGUAACUGCCUUUCUAUUUAGUUUGCCUGUCAUAUUUUUGACUAAUGAGCAUAAGAGUGGUGACAAAACAGAAUGUGGGUUAGCGAACAUUAAGCAAAUCAAUACUAGACACAGACUUGUUAAAAGGGACAUUCAUUUUAACAGGGUUGGCACUAUACUUGACCUACCUCCCAAUCCAGAACUUUGCCUGUCUCCUGAAAACACAAGCGAUUGUGACAAAACAUUUCUUCAAAUGAAACCUUUGAUAGAGGGUCUUAUAGUCCCUUUUAUAUUAAUUGGCUACUUCAUACCCUUAUGUACAAUCAUAUUGUCCAACAUAAUUAUUGCCUGGCAGGUCAAUAAAUCGCACACACUGAAGUCUUCAAAGCUGUACAGAAUUGUUAUGGCAGUCAUCUUGAUUUUCUUCUUGACCUGGACACCACUGGUCAUAGCAGAAAUUACUUAUAUAACAGCUUUUAAUACUCGGAACUUUCCAUUAAUGCACAAUAUUUAUACACUUAUUCCACUCUUAACUAGUAUUGCAUACACCAACUGCUGCCUCAAUCCAAUCAUAUAUGUGCUUGUUGGCAGACAGGUAAGGACUGCAAUGAUGGAUUUUAUUUACAAAAGAAGAAACAAAAACACAUCAAAUAUCCAAGUAAUGCAAGCUUAGUUUUUGUAUUUGGAACAAGCAUUAACACUUUCUCAUAUUCCUAUUACUAUUUGUACUGGCAGUACCCUACAAGCACAAAACAGGCAAGGCUGAUGUUUGAUGUUUCUUUUAUUACAUAUUAACUGUUUAAAUCAUUUUAUGGGUAUCAUUGGGUUUGUGUACAAACUGCAUAUAAAUUACACAACUGAUAAACCAACUUGGCUCAAAACAAAAUGAUUUACUUGCCUUUAAUAUUCUUUCUGCAAACUACAAUUAAAUGUGAACUAAACUUUAACAUAUUUUAUAUAAUAUCCUUAAUGCACCAGCCUAGAGGUUCAGUUUCUCAAUAGCAGCAAUGAUCCAGGAUUUCAAACGUGUAACAGGGGGUCACCAUCUUGGAAAGU